Molecule: messenger RNA, 3042 nt
Organism: Neogale vison (American mink)
Lineage: Eukaryota; Metazoa; Chordata; Mammalia; Carnivora; Mustelidae
Gene: NADK
Product: NAD kinase
Exons: 12
Coding region: 22-1443 (473 amino acids)
Biological process (GO): NAD+ metabolic process; NADP+ biosynthetic process
Molecular function (GO): NAD+ kinase activity
Source: RefSeq, a predicted model, not a curated record
GUCCCAGGACAGUAGUGAGACAUGUCCCGUUUUGUGCCCAUCUGUGUUUGGAGUCUCUGCACACAGGGCCGGAAGACCCCACCAGAGGAGACUGAGCACCUCAGGCGUCCGUGUUUUCCUGAUCGGAGUCCUUGCUUACCGACUGUGGCAACGGAACACGAGAAAGUCAACAUGAGUAAGGCGCAGAGCGCAGAUCCGGCCUCGUACCGCUGCUCCGCGUGCCAUGGGGACGAGGACUGGGGGCCCAACCACCCCAUCCGGGGCCGGGCCAAGUCCCGCAGCCUGUCUGCCUCGCCUGCCCUGGCGAGCACCAAAGAGUUCAGGAGGACUCGCUCUCUGCAUGGGCCAUGCCCGGUGACCACGUUUGGACCAAAGGCCUGCGUGCUGCAGAACCCCCAGACCAUCAUGCACAUCCAGGACCCUGCCAGCCAGCGGCUGACAUGGAACAAGUCCCCGAAGAGUGUUCUCGUCGUCAAGAAGAUCCGGGAUGCCAGCCUGCUGCAGCCCUUCAAGGAGCUGUGCGUGUAUCUGAUGGAGGAGAACAACAUGAUUGUGUAUGUGGAGAAGAAAGUUCUGGAAGACCCUGCCAUAGUGAACGAUGACCACUUCGGACCAGUCAAGAAGAAGUUCUGCACCUUCCGAGAAGAUUAUGAUGACAUUUCCAAUCAGAUCGAUUUCAUCAUAUGCCUGGGAGGGGAUGGGACCCUGCUCUACGCGUCCUCACUGUUCCCGGGCAGCGUGCCUCCAGUCAUGGCGUUCCACCUGGGUUCCCUAGGCUUCCUGACCCCCUUCAACUUUGAGAACUUUCAGUCCCAAGUUACUCAGGUGAUACAGGGGAACGCGGCUGUUGUUCUUCGGAGCCGACUGAAGGUCAGAGUCGUGAAGGAGCUCAGAGGGAAGAAGAUGGCGGUGCCCAACGGGGUCAGCGAGAACAGCGUGCUGCCCGCGGACCUGGACGCGGAGGUCGGGAAGCAGGUCAUGCAGUACCAGGUCCUGAACGAGGUGGUGAUUGACAGAGGCCCCUCCUCAUACCUGUCCAACGUGGAUGUCUACCUGGACGGGCACCUCAUCACCACGGUGCAGGGUGACGGGGUGAUCGUCUCCACCCCGACGGGCAGCACAGCGUAUGCGGCCGCCGCCGGGGCCUCCAUGAUCCACCCCAACGUGCCGGCCAUCAUGAUCACGCCCAUCUGCCCCCACUCGCUGUCGUUCCGGCCUAUCGUGGUCCCCGCGGGGGUCGAGCUGAAGAUCAUGCUGUCGCCAGAAGCAAGGAACACUGCAUGGGUGUCCUUUGACGGACGAAAGAGACAGGAGAUCCGCCAUGGGGACAGAAAAGUGAGUGCUGGUGAGGCUCAGAAGUCCGCACCAGGGCCGCGUGUGCCGUGCUGUCCCUCAGAGCCUGGUCCCAGGGCAGGAUGCCGAGGGGAGUGUGCUCUUCCGUGAUUCCUCGUCAGACUCGUGCUUCAGGCAGCCGUUGAAGUUCAGAGGGCAUCAGAACGGCUUGAUCUGUCUUUCCACGUCGAAAAUAAAUGUCUUGUAGCCAAAAAUCUUCCUUUAGCUACCACGAUUUUCCCCUUAAAUCCUGCACCUUUUCCCCUAAAAGGACUGGAAGGGGAGGCUUCUGUAGAGAGCAGUUUGGUGUUUGAUUGGCUGAUGCGUGGAGGGUCCCCUCCUUCCUGCCCCGCACCUGCCCCGCACCUGCACCUCCUCUGGGCGCACCUUCCUGCCUUGGUCUCCAGGCCCUCCCCUCCCCCACUGCUGUGGCCUGCGAGCCCUGCCCAGCGAGCCCCGCUGGGCCCAGCGGUGGCCCGGUGGGAGGUUAGACCCAUGCACAUUCCUCACCAAGCAGGGGCGGCUCCCUCUGCACCCUGGAAGGUAUUUUAAGUCCUAUGUACACUUUGUAGAGAUCAUUUUAAGCUUUUUGAACUGCUUAUGUACAGCUUUUAUUGUACACCGAAGAGGGAGGGAGCGGGCUUUGUUAUGAAAUGGAGCUUGCUCCAAUGUUUACACGCGUUCUGUGUGCUGGGACCACUCUGUUCAGUGUGCUCACCGUGGGGGUGACGGCCCACGGGGAGAGGGUGCUUCUCGGUUAGUAAGCCGUGGUACUUGCCACUGCAGCUGGAAGAUGGGGACGCAUUGCUUAGUGAGGAAAGAGGUGGUUGGGUCGUUUUGUGUUGGUUCUGCUCUUGCUUCUCCCCGUGGGCCUUCGGCUCGCAAGGAAGCUCCCAUCAUUCCAGUGGUCACUCCACUGCCCGCUGGCUGCAUAGGGCGUGGGCACGUGUGCUUGCCACAUGGGACCCCGAGCCUGUGUUGUCUCGUGGGAGCCGUGGCUCAGUGCAUGUGGCUUUGGCCCCUGGUUAUUGUUUCCUGACAGACGUCCUACAUUUGGGCAUCUGUUUCUGAGUAACUGGUAUCUCUUAGAGCUGCAAUUUUUAUCUAUUGAAUUGGCAAGAAUAGAAGGGACAGAAACUGCCCUUUUUUCUUGGGCCCGCUUCUGGGGUGACAGGGAUGGUCAUGUGCUUUGUCUUGUGGGAGGGUCACAUGCCUCAUUCUUGGGCUGAUAGAAAGGCUGGGGGCCCGCGCGGGCAGCCACCCUCAGCCAGGGGCCUCCGUAGAGCAGGCUCUGCGGUCUGAGCGUGGCCUCCUACAUCCAUGCUUCGGGGCUUCUGGCCCUCAGGUGGUUCUUGGCUGAUGGCCUGGGGUUGGAAAGGGAGGGGCCCGCAUGGCCAUCCAGCAGGGGCGGGAUGCGGUUAGAGGGUUGCUGCCCAGCCUCCCUUGGGCUGAGAGGGACCCAAACCAAAACUCCCAGCUUUAGGUCCAAAAGACAGUGGCAUCUGGGAUUUGGGUCACUGGUUUAGACAAAAAAAAAGUAUUAACCAAGUCCAAAAGCAGCAUGAUUUGGAAUGAUCUAGAAAACGUCGGAUUUUUUGAAGUAAAUUCUUAAUGUUUCAUAUUAUUAAUAUCUUGAAUAUUUGUUAGAUGUCGUUGAAAGCCUUAUUACAAUAUUUUCAGAUCCUUUCAAUAAACAGACUUGUUUAAAAA